AUGAAAGAAAAACAGCCAAUUUUUCGAUCUGCAUCUUUGAAUGAUUUGAAGAAUGAGAAUAAUGUAAAGAAAUCAUAUCUAAACUUUAGAGAUGAUAUGAAGACUAAUAGUUAUGUCCAAAGAGACAAUACUUAUAUUAGUAAUUUUAAUAACAUCAAUAACAACAGUAAUGCCAGUAAUAUAUUACGGCAUGAGUUAUUAAAUGAUUUAGAUAAUCUCUUACGGAAUAAAUUAAAUUUGACCAAUGAUAACAAAUCUACUAUUUCUCCUCCUACCUCCUGUCUAUCUUUUUCUUCUUCUAAUAAUAAAUCUAGUCCCGUAUUAAAUCAACACUUUAAUCCUAUCAGAUACAUCAAUAGUGGUAAAUCAAUUGCAAGUAAUAGCGAUCCAAGCUCUCCAACCAAUAGCACGUUUCCCAAUAAUUUUGUACUAGAUAACAAUAAUUCAAUUGAUACAAAUAAUGUAGGUGAAAAUUCAAAUGGCAAUGAGGAUUCAGAAGAAAAUGAUAAUAAUGCUGUCACAGAACAAGAGGAUGAAGAAUUUGCAAAUGUAGAUGAAAUUGAUGGUUUUAUAACAUCUGUGAAUCAAUUAUCACCAAAAAUUGAUUUAAGAACACAAAAUGAUACCAACAUUAACAACACUAUUAAUAAAAACCAUAACAACAAAAGCGAUAGUAACGGUAACAAUGAUAAUUGCUUGCCUCCCACUAAUGAUACUGAUGUAAUUGAUUACAAUAUGCCUGUAGGAGAAGAGUUUCAAAAAAUUUUGGAUAAAAGAGUAUCUGAAAUAUGUGAAAACAACAGAACACAUAAAAAUAUACCAGGACAGAGAAUUGACUGGGUUUUAAAAGAUUUUUAUGAUUUGAAAAGAGAGCUAUCAGAAUGGUUUACUAAAAUUGAUUAUGUCUAUCUAGAUCAACUAAAAUCAACAUUCAAUCAAAAAAUCAAGAAUCCUGAAACAUUUGUUCAAGAUUUUCAGUAUAAGAAAUCUAUUAUUGACAGGAUCUUUCAUAAUUUUGAUUUAAUGAUUGACUCUAAUAUUCAAAUCAUUGCUUAUAUUGCCUUAGGGACAUAUGAAUAUACAGAAAAUUUGAAUAUCAAUUUAGAUAUGAUAAAAGAAAACAAUCUUAUUUUAAUCGACUAUCUCCCAAUUAUUAUAGAUCAUUUCAAAGAAAAAGCAUUAUCAUGUCAACACGAUACUAAGAAUUUGAAAAAAAAAACAGUGCUUCUCUUUUACUUAUCCACUGUUUUGUUCUAUAUUGUCACUGUAUGUAUAGAUCAGCGUGAUGAAUCUAAAGGAUGUGUACAAAAAGCUAUUAGUUUCAUACAUGCAAAAAAACUCAUGCCAUUUCUGACCAAAUAUGUUGAACAUUGGAGAUGGAAUAGUAGACUAUCCAUGAGAAUUAGAAAUAUUAUCUCACUUCUCUUCAAAACGAUAAUCUUACAAUUUGGUAAUGAGAAUGUUUAUACAGAUACAAAGAAAAAAAUAUACAGGUACCAUGGUUUAGAGUUUAAAUCAACCUCCAAUAAUAAUACAAAUAACGAUGCUAGUAGUUUGAAGCAAUCAAAAAAAUUAAGUAUAUCACCUUUACACUAUAGAGCAUUUAGGGAAGACAUUACUUCAAGAUUCCCUAAUUACGAAUUACCAAAGUCUGAAUUAUCUGAAACAACAGUAGAUGAUUCUAAUUCGCUAUCACAAUUCCUAGAGAUACCAAGGUCAAAAUCUAGAAGUGUUCUCAAUUCAUCUUUAGCUGUUCCUGAAAAACACUUGGCUACUCCAUUUCCUUCGCCUCCAUCAUCUCCAACCUUUUCACAAUUUAAUGAUAAUGGAAUAAAACCAAGAAAAUCAUUUCAAGCUAAUAUGGCUUACCCACAACUCUAUCCUAUAAACAAUGGCAUUGAUGAUAACUAUCUAUCUAGAAUUAUUUCACCUUUGGAGAAUUUAGAUAAUAAUGAUAAAUCAGUACCAGACUUUGACUAUAAAAAAGAUGUUCCCUUUAGUAUAGAGGAAGCAGCUCAUAUAUUAAAUGAUAAUUUAAAAAUAAAAUUAAGUACUAAACAACUUUGGCAUGAACGUAACCUCUUUAUGUCUACCGAACGUGGUUGGCAAAAAGAUAAGGAAGCAGCAAAUAUCAAUGAUUCUAUGACAAAUUCUAUUAGUGAUCACAAAGAUGAUCCGUUUAACUAUCAAUCUUUCAAUAAAGGAAAUGAACCCAAUGAGUUACAAAUCAUGAACCGAAUAGACACAUAUUAUAUGGAUUGCUUAGCUAGUUUUAAUUCCCUCAUUUUUGUAUUAUUACAGACUAUUGAAUCCAAUAUUUCUAACAGCGAAUAUAGAUAUAAAAAUGAUCCGUCUAACUAUAACACGUCCCAUAUUCAACCACAGUUGGAGAUCAUUAGAAGUAAGGAAAUGCUUAUGAGAUCAUGUUCUGGUAUUUUGGUUUUAUUAUUAAAAUGGUUUAAGUUGAAUCAUAUUUUAAAAUUUGAGCAUUUUGCAUCAUUAAUCUACGACUUUAAAUAUAUAACUGUUUUUUCAUCACUCUUGGGCAGCUAUACGGAUAUAUAUCAUGAUAAGAUUUUUAACAGACUAAUAGAGCCAGAUCAUAGCAUAUGGGAAAUAUGUUCUCAAUCAAACCCAUUAUAUUCUACAUCAUUACAAGCCAAUCCGGUGGAAAAGGACAAAUACAAUAUAGCAAUUCUAUCUUCCUUUACAAAUCUUUUCAAAAUUCUACGGUACAUUACUAGGGACAAAACACAUAGACUGAAAAGUCUACCAUUAUCCAUAGGUUUUCUUUUCAAGAAAUAUUACAAAGUAUUUUGUCUAGAAACAUAUCAUCCAAUGUUGAAAAUAGUUAAAGAACUCACACCAUUCAAAAAUAAACGUUGGAAAUCCGAACAUAUGGACCUGAUAUCUGGAGUCUACCUUUAUGAAAGAUUAGAAUUAAUUGACAAUUGGGUUACUGGAAAAGAUAUAGCUGGUGAAUUGAAUGAUGCUGGUGGGCAAGAAAUUGCACUAAGAGCCUUACUGCAAUUUUAUAACUUUAAUCAUUACAAACAGUCAAUGGAAGAUUUGGGAUACAUUGAAAUGUCAGAAUCAAAUGCUAAUUUUAGUUCUAACACGCAAGAUCCUUACUCUUCCAUGUAA
Arxiozyma heterogenica is the source of this 3144-nucleotide messenger RNA. It is a transcript of the gene FAR11, whose product is annotated as Far11p. Gene Ontology annotation, biological process: cytoskeleton organization. Bases 1 to 3144 code for a protein of 1047 amino acids. The transcript has a single exon. NCBI's taxonomy places the organism in Eukaryota, Fungi, Ascomycota, Saccharomycetes, Saccharomycetales, Saccharomycetaceae. The record is from RefSeq and is a predicted model, not a curated record. Gene Ontology annotation, cellular component: cytosol.